UAAAGUCGCUUGAUGCUCGUUAAUUAUUUUUAUAAUCUCUUGAAGGAAAGGCAGUGUCAAUAAAAUGGUAACCGGAUACAAACAAAGUACACAGUCGAUCUGACUGGCUCAUUGCCUGCAACAGCCGUUUAAUUGGCUUGGUCACACGCGACACAACCGUAAAGUAACUAUUUGAAACGAUGCUUCUUGUCGAUAUCGCAUUUUGCACUCAAUUGAUCUCCAUAUUCUUAGCGAAUAUUGCUACAUCUUUGGAGUUGGAUGAAACAUCGAGCGCUGACAAAGUAACGAAUAAUGAUGUGCCCCACACAACAACAUCAGUUCGCAAGCCGAACUUCGUUGUAUUUUUGGUCGAUGAUCUUGGUGUCGGAGAUAUAGGAUGCUUCGGCAACGAUACAAUUAAGACGCCAAAUAUCGAUCGCAUAGCAGCACGUGGGGCGAAGUUAAAUCACAAUUUGUCACCGGAAUCCAUCUGUACGCCAAGUCGUGCCGCCAUGUUAACAGGUCGUUACGCAAUACGUUCUGGUAUGGCGUCGGGACCUAACGAAUUAAGAGUGUUGUCUAACCUUGCUUGCUCAGGUGGCUUGCCAAACAAUGAAACUACCUUCGCAAGGGCCCUACAAGAAAUCGGCUAUCGAACAAGUAUGAUUGGCAAAUGGCAUCUUGGCUUGCAUUGUGAAAGGCGUGAUUAUUGCCACCAUCCACUUAACAUGGGUUUCGACCAAUAUUACGGACUACCACUUACAAAUUUACGCGAUUGUGGACCGUAUGCGGAUGGGUCCAGUUUCUUGCAAGUGGUGCAGAGGCCAGUACACCGUGUUGCUGUAGCCUUCGUGGUUCUGUUUGUAGGAUUAUUCGCCACUAAUGUAACAUCCAAGAGAUUUACCGUCCUUUUCGGGUGCUUUGGUGUUCUCUGCCUUUUGCUCUCACCGUAUGUACUUCGGAUUAUCUAUUCAAGACUGUCUUGCAUUACAAUGCGUGGUUUUGAAACUGUCGAACAGCCGACCAAUCUUGAGAAUCUAACAGUUCGGUUCACGAACGAAGCGAGGGGAUUCAUUCGCCGAAAUAAACAGGAACCAUUCCUUCUUUUCAUGUCUUUUGCAAAAGUUCACGCGGUGUUGUUCACGUCGCCGAGGUUCAAAGGUCACAGUGCGCACGGUCGCUAUGGUGACAACGUCGAAGAAAUGGACUGGAGUGUGGGCGAAAUAGUUUCAACACUUGAGGAGGAAGAUCUCUUGGAAGAUACCUUGGUGUAUUUCACAUCGGAUCAUGGUCCAUUUUUGGAAAUUAUGUCAUCCUCUGGAGAGCAUCUUGGCGGUUCAAAUGGACCGUAUAAGGGAGGAAAAGCCCAAACCUGGGAGGGAGGAAUACGUGUACCAACCGUGGCGAUGUGGAAGGAUCAUAUCCCAGAAGGAAUUGUAAUCAACGAACCAACAAGCAGCAUGGACAUAUUCACAACGAUGAUUGAAAUGGCUGGAGGAAGAAUACCAGAAGAAAGGGCGAUUGACGGUAAAAAUAUUCUUCCACUGUUGCUUCAAGAACAAGCCGUUUCCCCGCACGAAUUUAUGUUUCAUUAUUGCGGAAGUUCUAUUCACGCGGUGAGAUAUCGACCUCGCUCAGGACUGAACGUGACAUGGAAAGCACACUUCAUAACUCCUGUAUGGGCACCAGGUAGAGAAGUGUGUGAUAGCUCGUUGGUUUUGUGUCCAUGCUUUGGUGAUCACGUUACCCGUCACGAUCCCCCAUUGCUCUAUGAUGUAACACACGAUCCUUACGAGAGGUACCCACUUGAACCUUUGCUUGAACAACAUCAGGAUGUCAUAUCAAAGAUGAAGCAGGCUGUGAAGAACCACCAGCAGGGAAUACGACCGGUUCCAAAACAACUUGGUUAUUCUAGGGUUCGUCCACAGCUAAAUCCACUUUUUCAGCUAUGUUGUAAUUUUCCAUACUGUUCUUGCGUCGAAACCGAGUGAAUUGCAUGAGAUAAAUUUCAUUAGUUACAUCAUUAUUUAAUGACUGGCUUUGUCUGAUUCACUCUUCUUGCAGAACUUGACCUUUUUUGGAUAAAAUGGAGCAAAAACGUUUACUUUCUUUGAUCGCCGCAAAUGAAAACCAAGAUAGUUUCUCUCUUUUAAAUAAAGGACAAAAAAUAACAAAUAUUU
This is a messenger RNA of Dendronephthya gigantea, 2159 nucleotides long. Its product is annotated as steryl-sulfatase-like. The coding region runs from base 180 to 1970 and encodes 596 amino acids. The record is from RefSeq and is a predicted model, not a curated record. The transcript has 3 exons. NCBI's taxonomy places the organism in Eukaryota, Metazoa, Cnidaria, Anthozoa, Malacalcyonacea, Nephtheidae. Gene Ontology annotation, molecular function: arylsulfatase activity.